This is a messenger RNA of Lachnellula hyalina, 588 nucleotides long. RefSeq lists its product as uncharacterized. Bases 1 to 588 code for a protein of 195 amino acids. The transcript has a single exon. The record is from RefSeq and is a predicted model, not a curated record. Gene Ontology annotation, molecular function: catalytic activity; molybdenum ion binding; pyridoxal phosphate binding. Lineage: Eukaryota; Fungi; Ascomycota; Leotiomycetes; Helotiales; Lachnaceae.
AUGUCUGUCUUAUCCGUCGGCCUCUCCACAACACACUCCCUCGCAAAAUCCCCCACCUCCUACAUCUACCUCCUCACAAACCAAGGAGUACAAUCCGACGUCCACUGCUCACCCACUCCCUCCUCUAACCCGCGCCAGUGCGUUCCGUCGCGUUUCGUUCCUAAUCCCCCUUCAUUCCUCAACGCAUCUCAUCCCAUCCCAUCUCACCUCACUAAUCACUCCCUUCCCCUAUCUAGAGUCUCCCUCCUCGACUCCUCCCUCCUCACCACGCUCUCCGCCUCCACGCCCCUCUCCCCGGGCUCGCUCGGCGAAAACAUCACAACGUCUAACCUCGACCUGACCUCGCUGCCGCUGCACACGCUGCUGCAUUUCGGGGACCACGACGGCCAUGCGGUUGUAAGGAUUACGGGGACCCGGGAGCCGAGGAAAAGGGCGGCGGAGUGGCCGACGGGGUUGAGGGAGAGAGAGAGGGGGAGCAGGAAGCAGAAGGUGGGCGUUAUGGGGGUUGUGGUGAGAGAUGGGUAUGUGCAGCCUGGGGAUGUGGUUUUUGUGGAGAAGGGGAAGGGGGGAAAGUUGGGGAGUGUGUGA